AUGGGUUUACAAUUUGGAAAAUUAAUUUGUAUUGAUUUUGCUAUUCAAUUUAUUGGUUGGAUUAUUUCAGCCAAAUUUCGAACUGAAAAAUAUUUUGAUUUAACAGGUAACAAAUUGUAUAUUGAAUUUAUGUAUUUAAAUAUUGUAUAUUCAGGUUCUUUAACAUUUAUUUUAUUAACUUAUCUAAGUCGAAAUAGCACUCGUCAAACUCUUCGACAAAAAAUUCAAUCUUCUUGUAUAUUCAUAUGGGCAUUAAGAUUAGGUGCAUUUUUAUUCUAUCGAAUAUUAAAAGCUGGUAAAGAUUCACGAUUUGAUCGUAUGCGUAAUUCUCCAUCGAAAUUAUUUACAGCUUGGAUGUUGCAAGGUCUUUGGGUAAUAAUAACACUUUUACCAACACUUUAUCUUAAUCGAAAACACGUUGAUAAACCAUUAACAAAAACAGAUUAUAUUGGUUGGAGUAUGUGGUUGUUUGGUUUUCUAUUUGAAGUUAUAGCUGAUAAACAAAAAAUGACAUUUAAAAAUAAUUUAAAUAAUAAAGAAAAUUUUAUUAGUACUGGUCUUUGGAAAUAUUCAAGACAUCCGAAUUAUUUUGGUGAAAUAUGUUCAUGGCUUGGUCUUUAUAUAUCAUCAUCACAUAUGCUUGUUGGAUAUGAAAAAUUUAUUGGUAUACUUUCACCUAUAUUUGUAACAUGUUUACUUUCAUUUGUAAGUGGAAUUCCAAUAUUAGAAAGACAAGCAAUGAAAUUAUUUGGAACAAAUCCUGCUUAUCAUACAUAUCGGAAUCGAACACCAAUUCUUAUUCCAUUUAUUAAUUUUCCUCGUAUUUAA
This is a messenger RNA of Rotaria sp. Silwood2, 828 nucleotides long. The record is from the annotation of a GenBank genome assembly. Lineage: Eukaryota; Metazoa; Rotifera; Eurotatoria; Philodinida; Philodinidae.